UUUUCCUUGAAACAUGAACCAUGUUUGCACAUACAGUUCUGAGGCUGAAAUCUGUGGAAGCUGAAAUGUAAAAGAAAACGGAAAGGAAAAAAGAUCCCCCUUUUCAGUUUUCACCUUCACAUAAGACAGAACAGUCGUCUUCCUCCUCCUCUGCUUCUUCCAGUGUCAACAUAUUUAAUCUGUUGAAGUGAGAAAUAGUAUUAUGGUAGCUGUGGCUAUCUGGGAUUGGUCUGAUGUACUUUUCCGCUAGGAAGAGAUGGAGGUUUGUUUAAGCUCUCCUUUGGGGUUCUUUGUCAUUUAGAAUAAGGGUUUGUGCAGUGAUUAAGAAUUCUCUGGAAUUGGAUUUGAAUUUUAAGUUAAGUAUUUGGGGUGCUUUCAAAUAUAGACAAGUCUGGAAGAAAUUGCAGUUCAAAAGAAUGACUUGUAUUGUAAUUUUUAUUAUGUGAAGGUUGCUAAUUAUGCAAAGGGUGCGUGUAUCCUCUCAUCAAUUUCCUGUUCAUAGAUUAGGGGAUUCCCAAAUGACAUUGUCUCCGAAGUUUAGGUUAGCUCCGACGGGCUCUAUCCUACAAGAUCCUUCUUCAGACACUGAAUUGGCUCUCAUGGGGGGUCCUCUGAUUCCCGGACUGCCUGAUGAUGUGGCCCUCAAUUGCCUUCUCCGGGUACCCAUUAUAAAUCAUGAUGUGUGCAGGGAUGUAUGUAAGCGUUGGUAUUUGCUUUUCGGCAAUAAAGAAUGGUUCUUCUCUAGGAGAAAGGAGCUCUCAUUUCGGGAUCCAUGGCUUUUUGUUUCUGUCUUUGAUAAACGGGCUGGGAAAAUAGAAUGGAAGGUCUUUGACCUGACCAGCUUUUCAUGGCACACGAUUCCUGCCAUGCCUUGCACCGUCAAGGUUUGCCCACAUGGGUUUAGGUGUGUUGCACUGCCCUGUGAGGGCGUUUUGUUUGUUUGUGGCGGGUCGAUCGCGGACAUGGACUGUCCCAUUAAUGUGGUGUUGAAGUUUGAAGUGCAGAGCAACCGAUGGACCGUGAUGAAGAGUAUGAUCACCCCGAGGUCGUUUUUCGCCUGCGGGCUCAUUAACGGGAUGGUUUAUGUUGCUGGAGGGAACAGUACAGAUCUUUUUGAGCUCGGGUCGGGUGAGGUUUUGGAUCCAAAAAAUGAGACAUGGCGACCAAUUGCAAACAUGAGAGCAACUAUGGCCUCCUAUGACGCGGCAGUCCUUGAUGGGAAGCUUCUGGUGACAGAAGGCUGGUUUUGGCCGUUCUAUGUUGGACCAAGGGGUCAAAUAUACGACCCGAGAACCGACCAUUGGGAAGGGAUGUCAUCCGGACUCAGAGAAGGUUGGACCGGUUCAAGUGUUGUGAUAGAUGACAACUUAUUUGUGGUUCCGGAACAUGAAAGAGCCGGGGUAAAGGUUUAUGACAAAGAAAGUGAUGGUUGGAACAAAGUUGACGGACUUCCUUUACCUGAGCAGAUCAGAAAACCUUUCUGUGUCAAUUGUUGUGACAAUAAGAUCGUUGUUGUAGGACGGAAUCUUCAAGUUGCUUUGGGACACAUCACAAGAAGGGAACGGAGUGACUCUUCUUCGGGCAACGAGUUUGAGUUCUGCGUUCAAUGGGAAGUGGUUGAUGCACCAAAACCUCUUUAUCAUUUACUGCCAACAACUGCUCAAGUAUUGCUUGCUUAGUUCCUUUGGACUGUCUUAUUUCUAGUCGCUGCUUCAGAAAGAUGGAAUGGUGUAGCCUGAUGAUACAGAGAGAGUGUGUGCGUGCGUGUUGGAAGGGUAGUUAUGGUUUUAGUGUGUGCAUUUUCACCAGAGUUAUUACCACUAUGAUUUUUUUUUGUGCUCUCAUGAAAGUAGUCUUAAAGUAUUUUGGGUUCACCUUUGCUUCAGCUUCUUAUAUUACUACUUAUUAUGUAUAGAUAGAUAUUACUAUAAUGUAAUAUGGGAACAGAAAAUAGUGAAAUGGUUUUCAUCUUGAACUUGCAGAAGGAAAAUGUUUGGUUGCCUUUAAUGAUCAGUCUCUCUCGCUCUCCUCCCUUCCAUGGGUGUGUUUGAGACCCUGUCGGAGGAGAAAGGGAAGGGCAAACUAGUCGGUCCAUUCUUAGUUUGAGAACGUGAUUAUUUAUCUUUUGCUGCUAUCAGUAUCCGUUUUCCAUCGUUAGUAGUGAUAUGAUGAAUAGAUGCAG
Cuscuta europaea is the source of this 2182-nucleotide messenger RNA. NCBI's taxonomy places the organism in Eukaryota, Viridiplantae, Streptophyta, Magnoliopsida, Solanales, Convolvulaceae. The record is from the annotation of a GenBank genome assembly.